GGAAUAGUGUAUGAAUGAACUUUCUGUUCAGUCCGCCUGACAUCGACAUUCAGUUGUCGGACUCCUCCCGGGAGGGCCGGAAGACAGCGGAGGUGAAGGUGGAUGACAGCAGCGGGCGGAGGGAGCGACUGCCGCUGUACUACGACGGGGAGGACAUCAAAGGCAAAGUGCACUUCACCCUCAAGAACAACAAGACAUUCGAACACAAUGGCAUCAAGAUCGAGUUCCUCGGAAUCAUACACAUGUUCAACGACAGGAGCUCAUCGUCUGAGUUUGUGAGUCUGUCGAAGGAGUUGGCCCGCCCGGGGGAGCUGAGUCACUCGAACAGUUUCCCCUUCGAGUUCAGAGAAGUGGAGAAGCCGUACGAGACAUACUAUGGAGCCACAGUGAAGCUCAAGUACCUGCUACGAGUCACGAUCAACAAACUAUUGAGUAAUAUAACGAAGGAGAUGGGCAUAGCUGUGCAUGCGAUGAGCUUCUACCCCAACCAGCCGUCUGUUUCUGACCCCAAUGCCAGGACAGAAGUGGGAAUAGAAGACUCACUGCACAUCGAGUUCGAGUACGACAAGCCCAGGUACCACUUGAAAGAUGUGAUUGUGGGCAAAGUGUAUUUCCUUGUGAUCCGACUGAAGAUCAAAUGUAUGGAAAUUGAGCUGCUGCGGAAGGAGACGACAGGGGCCAUGAAUGCCUCUGGGUCAUACAACACGGGAGUGGUGGAGAGGACAGAGGUGUUGUUCAAGUAUGAAGUGAUGGACGGCAGUCCCAAUAAGGGCGAGACAGUCCCCAUCCGAAUAUUCCUGGCCGGCUACGAUCUACAACCGACAAUGAGAGACAUCGCAAAGAAGUUCUCAGUCAGAUAUUUCCUGAAUCUCGUGCUAGUUGAUGAAGAUGAGCGACGUUACUAUAAGACUAAAGAGAUUCUCCUCUGGAGAAAAUACGACAAGUUCUACCGCAAGCUCCGAGGUGUCCAGGAUUCCCCAUCGUCGGCAAAAGCUCCUCACGAUCCCAGAAGUAUGUCGGCUUCUAGUUCCCGAGACUUUAGUGCAAUGUCGAAUGCAACAAAGACGCUAGCAGCUCCACUUUUACCGCAAUCGGCAGGGAAAGGCUCAGCGAACGGAGUGACAGCUGCCGUGUACCCGACGAAUGAGACCGAAGAUCCGAGCCGUCAAGUCUCAAAAGUGGAAGUUUUCGACGAAAAGUCAUCAGAAAUGUCCAGUGAAUACCUCAAAGAUGUUAAGUCUUCAGGUCCUUUAAAUGAUAAUUGCAAUGAAGUCCCUAAAACUGACAGUGUUACUCAAAAUGGGGGAGAUAAUUAGAAUGAUGAGAUGAUUGAUUACAGUAGUGUUGUGCUUACAGUGGAGAUGAAAAUUUUUAAAUGCGUAAAUUGUUUAAUAUGUCCAAUUUGUUGAAAUAAAUUCUAUUUAUUUAGCUUCUCUAUUUGUGUAAAAAAACGUCAAAACACUUUAACUCUGUUUUGUAUUAGAAUUUGCAUCCGAAUUAAAUAGAAUAAUACCAUCGUCAAA
This is a messenger RNA of Symsagittifera roscoffensis, 1523 nucleotides long. Its product is annotated as vacuolar protein sorting-associated protein 26A-like. Gene Ontology annotation, biological process: retrograde transport, endosome to Golgi; intracellular protein transport. The transcript is spliced from 5 exons. Lineage: Eukaryota; Metazoa; Xenacoelomorpha; Acoela; Convolutidae. The record is from RefSeq and is a predicted model, not a curated record. Bases 15 to 1316 code for a protein of 433 amino acids. Gene Ontology annotation, cellular component: retromer complex; endosome.